Molecule: messenger RNA, 2277 nt
Organism: Lodderomyces jiufengensis
Lineage: Eukaryota; Fungi; Ascomycota; Pichiomycetes; Serinales; Debaryomycetaceae
Exons: 1
Source: RefSeq, a predicted model, not a curated record
AUGUCAUCAACCAACACGAAUCCAUUACUAGUGGAUCCAUCAAUUGUAUCAAUAGAUUCUACACAAUACCAAAGUAACAAGAGACCCUCGAACAAUAAAAGAACCCAAUCACAUUCUUCAAUAAAUAAUUUAGAUCCAAGUAAUGCAUUAAGUAAAUUGUUAGAUAGUGCAAUGGCUCAUGCAGCAAAAGAAAAUACUCCAGAAUCAAAUAUAGAAGAUAAUUCAAAUGUUGUAACUGAAGAAAAUACAGAGUUAAUAGAAGAUGAUGAAUCUACAAAAUUCACCAAAGAAAAAGAAGAAUUGAAUCAAAUUUUAUCAACUAUACCACCAAAAAAAUAUGGAUUACCAAAUAUAUACACUAUAAAUCAUCUAUUAAAAUUAAGAGAUGAAAUAGAUACUAUCGAGUUUGGUGAUGAUGAUAAGUUACCAAAUUUAGCAUUUUGGAGACUAAAACCAGUAAGAGAAACAAAUAACCCUAAUUCAAAAUCUUUUAAUAAUAAUCAUGUAAAUAAUAGUAAUGGAAAUAAUGAACAUUUUAAUAACAAGAGUAAAAAAUUUAGAAGACAUCAACAUGAAACUUGGGAAAGAAAUAAAUCAGAUAAAUCUCAAAGACAUGGCACUAACAAUCAUCAUCAAGGACGUCAUGGUUUUGGUAAAUCUCAAGAAUUAGAAUCUUUAACUAAUGAAAAAAUAUCUCAAUUAUUAGGAGAAGGAUCAGAUGAAUUAGAACCAGAAUGGGACGACGAUAUUGAAUCUUCAGGACAAAGAAAUGGUAGAAAUUAUAACAAUAACAAAUACUUGGAUGAUUCAGCAAAAAUGUCAAUGGCAAAUAUGGGACAAACAGUUGAAGAUUUUGAAAAAUGGAAAUAUCAAAUGAAAUUAGAAGAACGUAAGAAAAAUGGAGAAAUUAUUGAUGAAGCAUUAGAAAAUCAAAAACAAAAAGAAGUUGUUGCUUCUUUAAAUGUUGGUAAUGAAGUUGAUAAUUUUUUUUCAUUCGUUAAACCUACUUUGAAAGAAGAAGCCAAUGACUCAAUUGCAUUAGAAGAGCCUGCACAUCAAUCACAACAACAACAACAACAAUCCAAUAGUAGAUCUUCUAGAUUUUCAUCUUUCUUCCAACAACCAAGUCCACAAGUUAAGAAAGAUGACACACUUGAUAAGAAAGCUAACACCACCGCAUCAGAAUCAAAUACUCCAAAGACAUCUGGUCCUCCACCUGGGUUUUCUAAAUUUUUUGGUGGAUCAGUAAAUCAAUCACCACAAUUAAAUUCAGAUUCAUCAUUAGCUAUACAAGAAUCUCAACAACCACAACAAAAAAGAUCCUCGUUAUCAACUUCUCAACCAGUAGUACCUACACAACAUCAUCAACAACCACAGCAACCGUCAAAUAGUACUUCUCAAAUCCCACAAAUACCACCUCAACAACAACUACAACAACAAAAUUCUUCAUCAAAUGAUAACUUCUUUUUGUCUUUAUUGAAAAGAAAAGAAAGUGUUCAAGGUUCAUCUACAUCAAACAUUUCAACCCCUAUUAAUGAAGAAAAACCAAAUAUUCAAGCAUUAUUUCAACAAAAACAGCAGCAACAACAGCAACAACAACAACAAUCACCAAAUCUUAACACUAAGGAUACAAAUCAACAACAAGAUGAUUCAAAAUUUAAAAAAUCACCAAUUGUAAAUAUGCAACAACAGCAUCAAAUACCACCUCAACAUUCCCCACAAAAUCAUCCUCAUAAUUUACCAAUGCCUCAAAAUUUACCACCUGGUAUUCCAAUAAAUCAAUUACCUCCAUGGAUGCGUGGCUCAAACUUACCACCUCACCUUCAACAACAGCAACAACAGCAACAGCAACAAAUGAAAAACUUUCCACCUCCACCACCGGGUUUUCAUCAUGCUCCUCCAAUGCAACAACAGCAACCACAAUCACCUCAAUUACACCAACAAAAAGAAGCCAGCCAAAGUCAACAACAACAACAACAACCAAAAAAUCAAAAUCAAAAUGGUCCUCAACAAUCCCCACAUCAACAACAACAACAACCAUUCCCAUACCCUUCAAACUCACGUGGUAAUAUGCCAAUUCCACCUCAAGGUAUGUUCCCCAAUGGAUUCAUGCCACCAAUGCCAUUACCUCCUCAUUUACAUAAUCAAUUUGGUCCACCACCUCCUGGUUUUCAACAAGGUCCUCCACCACCUGGAAUGUCAAAUAAUGGAUCAGCACCACCUCAACAUCAUCAACAAAAUAUUCCACCUCAAUUUUUAAAUAAUCCUAAUGCUAGA